This is a messenger RNA of Cryptomeria japonica (Japanese cedar), 619 nucleotides long. RefSeq lists its product as uncharacterized. The record is from RefSeq and is a predicted model, not a curated record. The transcript is spliced from 3 exons. Bases 11 to 619 code for a protein of 202 amino acids. NCBI's taxonomy places the organism in Eukaryota, Viridiplantae, Streptophyta, Pinopsida, Cupressales, Cupressaceae.
AGUCGAGAAAAUGUUAACGCGCUUGCAGUCGCCGAAAUCGCAAAAUGCUGUCCUGGAAUCGCAAAAUGAAUUAUUUGUUUUCAUUCGUAAAACGCUUGAAAAAGAGGAAAAGUUGCUAGAUCCCGAUCUCACCCAAAUAAUCGAGGCCAUUGAUGAAUUUUUACUCCGAGAAAAAGAGAGUACAGAGACAAAGAAGGAGAAGUUUUCCGAGAACAAGCAUUUGAGAAUCUUAGACAAAUGUGGGAAUACGAUCAAAUUAGUUGGCGAGAAGGUAUCGAUCUUUUGUGAGAAAAACAUCAAAGUAGGUAUAGAAGUGUUAGAAGUUAUUGGAAAAUGUCAUUGGGCGGCAGUUGGUCUCGUACUGGUGGCCUCAGUUUUAGAAAAGAUGGAGACACAAAAAAGAAACAAGAAAGAGUGCGUGAUGCUUCUCAAGUCCAUGAAUGAUUUAGCCAAAAUAGUGUUGGAGCUCCAGCCUCUUCCUCACGAAACAGUUAAGACGCAAGCCAAAAUGAAGGAAGCUAUCCAUACGAUAAUCCAUGGAGCAAUCACUUGUUUUACAGGUUUGCAUAAGAAUGGGUAUCUGAUUGAUUUAUUUCUUGUUGGUUUCUUUGACUUUUAA